Molecule: messenger RNA, 2520 nt
Organism: Penicillium argentinense
Lineage: Eukaryota; Fungi; Ascomycota; Eurotiomycetes; Eurotiales; Aspergillaceae
Product: FTFMHR domain-containing protein
Exons: 8
Coding region: 1-2520 (839 amino acids)
Biological process (GO): DNA-templated transcription; regulation of transcription by RNA polymerase II
Cellular component (GO): chromatin
Molecular function (GO): RNA polymerase II cis-regulatory region sequence-specific DNA binding; zinc ion binding; DNA-binding transcription factor activity, RNA polymerase II-specific
Source: RefSeq, a predicted model, not a curated record
AUGGUCCUUCGAAAGUGCAACAUCUGCGACCGUCGCUUCAAGAAGACCGAGCAUUUCAAACGCCACGAGCGAUCCCACACCAAGGAACGCCCGUACGAGUGCAAUGUCUGCCUCAAGCGGUUUUCUCGAAGCGAUGUCCUAAGCCGACAUGCCAAGGGCCAUAAUCAAGGCGCUACGACAGGUGCCGCGGUCAAACCGAAUAAUGCGACUAUAGACCAAGCUCAAACGCAUGAUCGACGCCAAUCUGCCAUAGUGGGAAUGUCUCCCAUGGUGCCGGGUUCUGAGAAUGGUUCGCAGCUGUUGCCCAGCAUGACGACAGACGCGCAUGCGUUUGCUUCCAUCGCGACGCCGCGCGAUCCAGCCCUCUCGGCUACCGGGAUUCCACCGUCAUCAUUAGACUUCCUGGCGGAUAUCUCUGCCCACCACGGUCGAACCGAACCGGACAUGAACCCAAUGAUGAUAGAUGAGCAGCAGUCCUAUUUUGGAUGGAACGAGGUGAACCCGGCCGACCACUCGCAACGAAAUAGUCUCGCUUUUGAGCCCGCGCCAAAUGAUGUGCUGCAAAUGUGGCUCGAGCCUCGUACCGACGCCGGAUCGAAUCACGGUUCUCUCGAUUUCACGAACGGCCACUUCCCGCUCAUCAGCGACAAUGUGGUCCUCACUCCAGAUCAGCAAAGUCGGCGCUCAAUAGAUGGUGUCCAACGCUGUUGGCUGGCUCCGCCGAACCAUACCGGCCGGAUUAUGAACAGUCUAUGGCGGGACAUCGUGUGCACUGAUGUGGACAACGUCUUUUCCAUCAACGUCUUGCAACCCCCAAACGAUACGCCACACAUUCAGGGAUCACGCUGUGGAGUCGAUGAAGACUGCAGACGCAGACUCCAGGCUGUGUUCGGCCAACCUCUUCCCUUCCCGCAGAUGCGAUCACCGCACAACGGAGCCGCUUCUCCUGCUACAACAGGCUCGGCUUCUAAUUUCUUGCCGAAUUUCCCUCCUGCUGAGAUCUUAGAUAUGGCACUAGACCUAUACUUCCGCAAUUUCCACACUCUUGUGCCGUUUGUACACCUUCCUACUUUUUCCGCAAAGACGACGCGGCAGCCACUUCUUUAUGUCAUGUGCCUCAUAGGCAUGAUGCUACUUGGAACGAAAGGAACUGCAAGUUUUGUUUCUAGAAACUUUUCGUAUGUGCUUGAAAAGGUCACUGCGGAUCUCGCCAGGUGCACUAUGGGUGUCGAAUCCCCGUCUAGCACGAUCUCCAUUUUCGCAACUGCCUUUCUUUUUCUGAACUUGGCAGUAUUGACAGGCGAAAAGGGACAUCUCGAGCAAUGCCAGAUGCUCUAUGUGAAUCUGAUGUCGAUCACACAACGACAUGGUCUUUUUGCGGCGACUGAAGGCCAAAUUCUCGAUAUGAGUCUCUUCGAAGCCGUGCCAGAUAUCGACAUGAGAUGGAAGGCAUGGAGCAAGGUUGAGUCCACCAAGAGGAUUAUCAUCGGCCUACUCCUACUGGAUUCCUGGUAUUCUUCACUUCUUUCAACAAGUCCAAUCGUCGUGCCAGACUCCCUCCAAAUCAUUAUGCCUUGCAACGAGGCCCUUUUUCGCGCACAUUCAUCUAUGCGCUGGACUCAACUAAUCCGCAGCGGCAAGAGGAUACUGAUGCCCACGGUGCUGGCGCCGUCAGAGAACAUCAACAUCCCUCCUCUGGAAGGUUCAACCGACGAGUUUUCCGUCCAUGCAGUCCUAGCCAUGGUCCAGCUUCGCCAAUCAGAAGCAUAUCACCGGCUACUCUCCAACCGAGCAAGCUAUCCAUUCGCACCCUGUCACACAUACGCCAUGGACGGACGCGCCAGAUGUCUUCCAUCUAUUCAGUUCCAAAUCGCAAGCAGCUACGGCGAAACAAUGGAACGAAUGAAUCCCAACGCUCUCGUCAUGUGGCAUCACAUGUGUAUGAUGCUCACGGCUGACAUCCAAAUCUUCGAUGUUGCCGCAGGCCGAGCCGGGCCGGGACCAGCUCGCAAGGCGCUCGACGAUAUCGCGGAGUGGUCACAGACCCCCGCAGCCCGGAGAGCUUGUCUUCAUGCUGCCCACAUCUAUAAAUCCAUGACCAACCGCAAAGCCUCCGAUCAUCCCACCUUUCACUCCGUCUUUUCCCUCUUCUCUGCGGCUCUGGUACUGGGUUUGUACACAUUUAUGGUCCCUCAAUCCGCCAAUGCAACCACUACGAUGGGCUCUAUCGAACUAAUGGAUGACAUCAACUGGGAGCAGGUCAGUACGGAGGGUUUCACGAGCUUCAUGGAGCCAAGAGGCAGUCAGUCUUUCUCUCCGACAGAUGACCCUGCCGUCAACUUCAUUCGCAACGGUGCGAUAAUCUACCUGCGAGGUGUUCCCUUCCAAGGCGGAUACCAGUCUGCUCGUCGGAUCUUGCUCGACUACGCUGGUCUCCUCAAGGACUCCGGUAAAUGGAGCGUCAAGAAGUUUUCAUACGUGCUGCAUAUCAUGAGUGAUGUACUCAUGGAUGUUGAAUGA